AAACUUCAUGGGCACAGAUGGGUGAGGACAACGACAUGGCAACUGUUGUACCUCGUGGUCCCACACAAGGCGCAGCUGCUGCAGCCUCUUCGUCCGAAGGUGAUGUUAUUUCGGUCGUAAGCACCAGCCCGGAUGAACCUGAGGAAUCCAGCGCGGACGCAGCGCAGCGGGAUCUGCACGAGAGAGCCAUGGAAGCAUUGCAGUACUUCCUGAGCAACGGAAACGGUGAGGACAAAAACUCGCCCUGCCCAGAAGUACAAGUAGACCAAAGUAGAACCACCGGUACUACUCCCUCCUAUCCGUAUCCGAUGCAAAUGAAACCUCCCACCGCUUCCUCCGCCGAGAAUCAGGCCAAGAGCGAGAAUAUCCUGUGCAAAAGUAUCAUACUCGUAGUAAUUGCAGGUAUGCAUGACAGAUUUCCUUUCCAAGGUGAAACAGCAUGAUAAACUCAAUUUUUCAUGCUGAGAAAAUUUGUAAUGCAAUUUAUGCUAGUACGAUGCUUUUGCAAUGCAUAGAGAAAGCGUUUCUGGAAGAGUUCUCCAACAAGACGGCGAAAAUUAUGGAAGCGUCAGGUUUGAAAUCGUGAAAGUUGAAAUAAUUUGUAAUGCAUAAAAUGCAUGACCCGAGGUACGUGUGUUGCAGAGCAGGCAAGUGAGGCCGAUUGUAGGCCUGUUUGGGGUUACAGCUCGAGCUGCUAAAGUAGCAUGAGAAAAUCACUCUUCUUUGCCGAAACAGCAUGACAAACUGGAUUUAGGGACCACCGAAAUUUGUCAUGCGCCACUUGGAAUCUGGGUUCCAACUAGCAUCCAUUUUAUGCAUGACAAAUUAUUUCAACUUUGUCGAUUUCAACUCUGACACAUCCAUAAAAAUUCGGAACAAGUUCGAGAACCUGAAAGCCGAAACGGUCCCGGAGCAGGAGGCGUUUCUGGAAUUGAUCAAAGGCUUCCACGACAUCCAGAAAGUGCUCGACUCUGCCGACGCGGCAAACGCCGUGGGGGAAGUGAAGAGAGGCAUUGGGUUAUUACAAUGAAAAAUGCACCCACGACCCCAGAACUCUGCAUCAGAAAGAUUCAUACUCCUUGCAUGUGUAACAGUUGAAACGGAGCCCCCGGAAAGUCCGGGGCCCUCCGUACAAACCGGCACCUGCAUAAAAUUUAUGCUAUUGGAAAACAACGACUUUGUGCAUUUUUUAUACAAAUGGAGGUUUUGCAGGGGUGCCCAUUCACACCGUACUGGGUUACCGAUUACACAGCACGGGCCCGGACGAAUCAGGUCAGCCCGUUUGAAACAGGUCAGCCCGUUUCGCCCAGGGCCCAAAACAACACAAAAGAAGCUCGGCAGCCAGGUGCGCUUCGCGCUGCCACGGCGCCCGUCAAAUUGAAAGACCGCGCAAGCAGCUCGGCUACGCGCCACAGCAUCAGCCCCAUUGAUUCGCGAAAAGUGGCAUAUAACUCGUCCGUCGGUUCGUCGAGCGAACCACUGUCAGAGCGCCGCUACGGUGCCAACCGUACAACCGCCAACAGAAACAUGAUAAAGCCGGCCCUUCGUUCCGCAUAGUCGCUACUGCCUCAUCGCGCGCGCGCGCGCUAUGUCGCCAGCUCGCCGCCCGCCUAUCGUCUCCCGUGUCGUGUCGGCCGACAGGGCGCGGGCGCGCGCGGCUGCGGCACAUGACAGGCGCGGGCUCUCGUCGCUCCGUCUGCCGCACCUUUCUACUUUUUUCGGUACGGAGGUGCCGAUUUUCACACCGGGUUUUUGUAUGUUUUCUACAUUUCCCCGUGUGUUUUUUGUAGAAAUCAUACUUUUCUUCCAUACAUAUUACUCUUGGAGGUGCCCGAUUGUCCAGGGGUACCGGUUUGAUCAGUUUUACAUGCAUGACAAAAAGUUUUCAUUUGGAAACUUCGCAUAACAAAUUAUUGCAACUUUGGGGGUCGGUGGGGGCAUUUUUCACGGUGAUAUGGGUUCACGAAAAGCUGCUUGGACCGGGCCUGGUCCAUUUUGCAGGAGUUUGUAUUCUGUGCAAAAGUAUCGUACUCGUACCAAUCGCAGUCAUGCAAGACAAAUUUCUUUUUUAAGCUCAAUCAGCAUGAGAAAUUCCAUUUGUCAUGCUGAGCUAAUUUGUAUUGCAAUCCUACGAGUACGAUACUUUUGCACUGCAUAGUUUGGAAUGCAUGUCGACGAAGAGAGGUUGAAUGCGAGUUACGAGAGACUGUUCGGGGAUGCCGACGCAACGCCGGAAAUGUAUGAACUGCAAAAGCAUCGUACUAGUACAAAUUGCAUUACAAAUUUUCUCAGCAUGACAAAUGCAAUUUGUAAUGCUGUUUUACCUUAGGAAGAAGAUUUGUCAUGCAUAUUUUGAAAUUAGUACGAGUGCGAUACUUUUGCACAGCAUAAAAUGGUGAAAAAAGCCAUGGAGGAAAGAAUGAAAACGCUGCAGGAACAGCGUGAUAGAAGUACUACAGCUAUGCGCGAUAAAGUCGGUGACCACGGGAAAAAUAAGGAGAGUGCUUCUAGUAGUAGUGGCCAUCAAGAAACUCCAGCUCCUGCUAGAGCAGCGUAUUCUUCUGUCUCAGCCUCUUCCCCUUCUUCUAGCAGCAGUGGGGUAUUGUCCGGCUUCGGUC
Molecule: messenger RNA, 2618 nt
Organism: Amoebophrya sp. A120
Lineage: Eukaryota; Dinophyceae; Syndiniales; Amoebophryaceae
Source: the annotation of a GenBank genome assembly